CGACGACAAAUCCACAACCUUGACUAACCGUACAUUCAGGCUUUGACAUUCGUAUUUUUUUGACAUUUAAAUUUGAACAAAGAAAAUAACACAUGAGAAAAAUGAAGAAAAUCUCGUAGGCGGCGUUUGUUACUUCAUGGUUAUGAGUCUUAUGACUUAUCCAAUAUUAGAGCAUGAAACCAAACCAGAACAAGUUCUUGAGAAUAAUCUCAACACCUCUUAGAGCUUUAGGCAAGGCACGUGAUUUCUACGUGAGAAGCAUCACCGGUUGCGCAGCUCGGACUCAAUAUUCCUCCUCCGCCUCCGUCUCCGCUCCUUUUCCUAGAAGCCGGAGCUCCUCCUCCGCCGCCUUUUCCUCCUCCGCUUCAUCCCGGAGAGCCACCGAUUUCGGGAUAGAUGAAGAUUACAGCGAGCUAGUGAGAGCUGCGUCGGUGAGGAGUUUAGGGCACAAGAAUGAGAUAGACAUGUUGUUACAAGAGAAGCAGCAACAACAGAGGCAACAGAAGCAAGGAGGGUUACCUAAGAGCUCGAGUGUUGGGAUGGCGAAGAUAGAGGAAGAGGAAGAAACAGAGGAAGGCUCUGUAAAUCCGAAGAUGAAGAAGACUAAGAAAGUCUCUGAUCUUUUGUACCCUCGUAGCAAAUCUUACGCUGUUACUGUUGAUCUCAUAGACUGAUAUAUUUCUAUUUGAUUUUAAACCAGUUUGUUUUGCUGUAUAUGCUUGCAUUUCCAUUUUCGGAUUUAUCAUUGAUAAAGUUCUUUCUAGAUAUACGUAUAUACGAUGAUUAAUUAGUGAAUAUAAUUAAAUCAAGGACAGCAUUGUGC
Messenger RNA from Arabidopsis arenosa, 823 nucleotides. Lineage: Eukaryota; Viridiplantae; Streptophyta; Magnoliopsida; Brassicales; Brassicaceae. The record is from the annotation of a GenBank genome assembly.